Molecule: messenger RNA, 396 nt
Organism: Phytophthora sojae
Lineage: Eukaryota; Oomycota; Peronosporomycetes; Peronosporales; Peronosporaceae
Exons: 1
Source: RefSeq, a predicted model, not a curated record
ACGACGCAAGCGAUGGAUGGAGCGGCAGCGAAUGGGCAUCAGGACGGGGUAAAGUGGCUACACGAACACCGCAGUGAAGGGUGCACGGUCGCAGCAAUGGAUGGAGCAGCAGAGCAUGGGCAUUUGAAGAUGCACCACAGCGGCGACGGACAAGGCGGUGCUGCAAGGCCAUUUUCAAGUUGUGCAAUGGCUUCACACUCAUCGUUCAGAAGACUGCACAUGCUCCGCCAUAAACAGCACAGUCGAUCGCAUUUUGAGGUGCUGCUGUUUCUGCACUCGCAGUUCAAACAAGUUUGCACCGCGGAGACUGUGGAAUUGGCAGCUCGCCACAAGGAUAUGAGGAUUCAUGCCUGGAUUCUUAGCCACUAUCCUCAAUUGCGUAGGGUAGCGUGGUAA